AUGAACCAGACAAUCCUAUCGGCCGCUACGGGAAUCUUGGCUCUCAUCUUUCUCACUUCCACCGUCUGUAUUGUCCAACUCGUCGUUGAUCUCAGCUUAUUUCACAAAGAUGUCAUGCAUGAUAUGGAGGAUUUCAGAAGCACCGCGGACGACGCUUGGAAACUCAUCAUAGAAUCAACAAGCGAUCAACCAGAGAGACGUGAAAAACGCGGCCAAAGAUCCACUCGUUGCCCACAGCUGGACUGCCCACCCGGUCCCAGAGGACCUCCGGGAGAUCCCGGAGUACCUGGUAUCGAUGGCGAUGAUGGACAAAAUGGACAUCCAGGAGAGACAGGCUUGAUUGCCGAGUAUGACGGCAUCAAUGAUGCUACAGGGUGCAUCAAGUGUGCAGCCGGUCCUCCUGGUCCGCAGGGUCCUCCUGGACUCGAUGGAAAUCCGGGAAAAGAAGGCGGGCUUGGCAUUCCGGGGCAACCAGGAAGUGAUGGUAAGGUUGGACUCCCGGGACCCACUGGUGAUCCUGGUGACGAAGGACUGAUGGGACUUCCAGGAUUACGAGGAUCGCCAGGCAGGUCAACGAAGCGUAGGAUAUCGGCACCUGGUCCACCUGGACGACCUGGAAUGCCAGGAAGACCGGGACGGCCAGGGAAACGAGGUGAGAACGGCCGUCGAGGUGCGGUCGGUUUGCAGGGAUCACCUGGACGACCAGGCAACCCAGGAAGAGAUGGUAUGCCUGGAAAUGCUGGGAGAGAUGGACGUGCUGGUCCACCUGGAGCGGAUGCAGGUUAUUGUGCUUGCCCAAGUCGGCUGGAAAAACUGCUUGAAUCGCUAGCAGAGAAUGGUACAGUUGAGCACUCGACGGUGGAAAGUCCAACUGAAUCGAAGGCAGUGAAAAGUCCAGUUGAGUGCAUCAGCACUACUUUCUAA
Messenger RNA from Ostertagia ostertagi, 924 nucleotides. NCBI's taxonomy places the organism in Eukaryota, Metazoa, Nematoda, Chromadorea, Rhabditida, Trichostrongylidae. The record is from the annotation of a GenBank genome assembly.